CAUCUAUCGCUUUAUUGGUGUCAGUUUUAAAAUGCAUAAAUCCAUGAUUUGGUGUUUUAUGAAUAGGAAUUAAUUGUAAAUGCCAUUUUCAAGACAUUGCUUGCAAUCUUUGACCAUACAUACACUUACAAAUUAUAUGCAUCGAUAAAUAUAAGAAAUUGUGUGGGGCUAGUGGUAUAUAAACAUGAUUCCAUCGAGUAAUCAAAAUCCUUGGAGUACUCCGGGUUCAGGAGGGAAUGCAUUUUUAUCAAGCAACAAGCCACUCAUAGCUGAUUUGGCUCUUGCAGCCCUUAAGGAACGCGGUGAAGUCAAGAAGAAACGAUUGUGCCCUCAGUUUCGUACAGAUCGUUCGCUAUGUUUAAUGACCAAGAAGAAUCCUCUCAGGAGAGUUUGCAUAUGUAUUGUGGAUGCACGACCAUUUGAAUAUUUUAUAUUAGCAACGAUACUGUGCAACUGUUUAGCACUAGCAUUUAAUCAUCCUUAUCCCGGAGAAGAUUCAAACAAAGUAAAUUAUGUUUUGGAGAAAAUUGAAUAUGCAUUUGUUGUAAUUUUUACAACUGAAUCUGCUUUGAAAAUUAUUGCUUAUGGAUUUGUUCUUCAUCAGGAUGCUUAUUUAAGAAAUUUUUGGAAUGUUCUAGAUUUCAGUAUUGUAUUAAUAGGUCUAUCUUCAAAAUUACUGGAGAAUAUGAAUGUGGAUGUUAAAGCACUUCGAGCAUUUCGAGUAUUACGACCCCUACGGUUGCUUUCUGGUUUACCAAGUCUUCAGGUUGUGCUCAAUUCUAUUAUCACAGCUAUGGUUCCUUUGUUGCAUAUUGCCCUGUUAGUGAUAUUUGUGAUUAUUGUCUAUGCAAUUGUUGGUCUUGAAUUAUUUCAGAGUAAACUCCAUCUUACAUGUUAUAAAAAUUCAUCAAAUAAAAUUCCUGAAAUGAUGCCAAAUCCACGACCAUGUACAUUUGAAACAUCGGCUAUGGGAUUUAAAUGCAGUGAACUUGGAUCAGAUUACUUUUGUGCAGAUAUGUAUGGUAAAGAAGGUGAAAGGUAUACAGGUCCAGAAGGUGGUAUUAUUAGUUUUGAUAAUUUCUUGUAUUCUAUGCUCACUGUCUUUGUGUGCAUUACAAUGGAGGGAUGGACCCAGACUGGUUAUUAUGUGUCUGAUGCGAUCGGUUCUUGGUGGCCUUGGAUUUAUUUUGUGACUCUUAUUCUACUGGGUUCAUUCUUCGUUAUGAAUCUUGUACUCGGAGUCUUAAGUGGAGAGUUUAGCAAAGAAAAAGAGAAAAUAGAUCGUACUUUAUUAUUUCGUAAAGAAAGACAAGAAAAACGUGAACAACAAGAUUAUAUGGGUUACAAAGAAUGGAUUGAACUAGCCGAGGAGCUCAGUGACUCUGAAGGCGAUGACAAAGGAAGUGAGGAUCUGGAAUCAGUUAGCGGUGGUGAUGGGAUAGUCGAAGAAGAACCAGAGAUGCAUGUUGAAGAGGUAGUGAAAACACACUGUCAUAGUACCCUACGUCGUCUAAGAAAAUUUCGCAAACGUACACGCCGAGCUGUCAUCGCUUUUAUCAACAGUCGGCAGUGUUUUGCAUUGGUUAUUAUCUUGGUCUUUCUCAACACAGUCGUUCUGACUACUGAACAUCAUAAUCAACCGGAGUGGUUAGAUGAAUUCCAAGACUUUGCUAAUGUGGUAUUCGUUACGCUUUUCACAUUGGAAAUGGUCAUUAAGAUAGCGGCAUCAGGUUUUUCAGAUUAUAUUUCAAAACUUUUCAAUCGUUUCGAUUUCUUCGUUGUCAUAUUUUCCAUAUUGGAGUUAGUUUUUGUCAAAUCUCGUUUACUCAAUCCAAUGGGUGUUUCUGUGUUACGCUGUGCAAGAUUACUCAGAAUAUUUAAAUUAACUCAAUAUUGGGAAAGUCUUCGAAGUCUAGUGGGUAAAUUAUUGAAAUCUGUACGAUCUGUUGCCAGUCUGUUGCUUCUUCUGUCCAUAUUUAUUCUUAUCUGUUCUCUACUCGGUAUGCAACUAUUCGGUGGACGAUUUAAUUUCAUUGCACAUGAAAAACCAAGAGCAAAUUUUGAUGGAAUUUUACAAGCUAUGCUGACUGUAUUUCAGAUCCUUACCGGUGAAGAUUGGAAUGAAGUUAUGUACAAUGGUAUGAGAGCGUAUGAAAAUAGUCCGUGGUAUGGAGUUGUGGUUAUCUACUUCAUAUUUCUUUUCAUAUGCGGCAACUAUAUUCUAUUGAAUGUAUUUUUGGCUAUCGCUGUGGAUAAUCUGAAUGAGGAUGAAGAUGAAGAUGAUGAUGGUAAUGGUGAUGCACAAAAGAAACAAAUUGAAACAUCAGAACAUACAGAAGUUGUUGAACAAGCUAAACCAGCUGAAGAGGAGAAACAGAAUGACUUAAACUCUCCAAUGAAGCUAGAGUACAAUAAACCGGAAAAUGAGGAUCAAACAUAUGAAGAAAUGUUUGCUGAAGAAGAGGAUAUUGAAGAAGAAGGAGAUCUAGAUGAUAAAAAUGGUGAUGAUCAAAAAGAUAUGUCACCACAAGAUAGUCGAACUAUGCCACCACAUUCUGCAUUCUUUAUAUUUGCUGAUACUAACAAGUUUCGAAUAUUUUGUCAUAAUGUGGUCUGCUUCUCGCAUUUUGGGAAUAUUGUACUUGUUUGUAUAUUGGUGAGUAGUAUCCUUCUUGCUGCAGAAGAUCCAUUACAUGCUAAUUCAAACAGAAACAAAAUUUUGAACUCGUUUGACUACUUCUUCACUAGUGUAUUUACUGUUGAAAUCACACUAAAGAUGAUCUCCUAUGGAUUUGUCCUUCAUGAAGGAGCAUUUUGCCGUAGUGUAUUUAAUCUACUGGAUUUAAUUGUUGUGUGUGUUGCAUUGGUUUCAUUCGUUCUACAAAAUCAAACAAUUUCAGCUGUAAAAAUUCUCAGAGUUCUCCGGGUUCUUCGUCCACUAAGAGCUAUCAAUCGAGCCAAAGGAUUAAAGCAUGUUGUCCAGUGUAUGGUUAUCGCGAUCAAAAGUAUUGGCAAUAUUGUACUAGUCACAUUUCUGUUGGAGUUUAUGUUUGCCGUUAUCGGUGUACAAUUGUUCAAGGGAAAAUUUUACUCAUGCACAGAUAUAUCUAAACAUGUAGAAGCAGAUUGCAAAGGUCAAUUUAUUGAAUACAAAGAUAUGAGUUUGGAUAAUCCUGUUCUUAGUGAAAGAGAAUGGAAAAAUUCUGACUUUAAUUUUGAUAAUGUACCAAAUGCACUACUGACUCUGUUUGCAGUUUCAACAUUUGAAGGUUGGCCUAGUUUAUUGUAUAGAUCUAUUGAUUCAAAUGCAGAAGAUCAAGGUCCAAUAACAAAUUAUAGACCAGUUGUUGCAUUUUUCUACAUAACAUUUAUCAUUCUCAUUCCAUUUUUUAUGAUUAAUAUAUUUGUGGGUUUUGUCAUUGUGACAUUUCAAAAAGAAGGUGAAGCUGAAUACAAAAAUUGUGAAUUGAAUAAGAAUCAACGUAAAUGCAUAGAAUAUGCAUUAAAAGCCAGACCACGUCGACGUUACAUUCCCAAAGGACAUUUACAGUUUAAAAUAUGGUCUGUAGUUGUGUCGAAAAAAUUUGAAAUAUUGAUAUUUAUAUUUAUUUUUAUAAAUACUGUGGCACUGAUGUUAAAAUAUGAUAAACAAGGUAAAUACGAAGCAAAGAUAUUGGAUUCAUUCAAUUAUUUCUUUACUGCUGUGUUCACUGUAGAAUUUGUUCUACGUUUAUCUGCAUUCAGUUUUCGACAUUAUUUCAGCGAUAUAUGGAAUGUGAUUGACUUUGUCCUAGUUCUGGGAAGUUAUAUAGACAUAAUAGUUACACAGUCUGAUAUCAGUCAAGUAAAAUUUAGUGUAAAUUUCUUCCGAUUGUUCCGCGUUAUGCGAUUGAUUAAACUGUUGAGUAAGGAAGAAUCUAUACGUCAGCUCCUUUGGACAUUUAUUAAAUCUAUACAGGCUUUACCGUAUGUUGCUCUACUCAUUGCAAUGAUAUUUUUCAUUUAUGCUGUGAUUGGUAUGCAACUAUUUGGUCAAAUAUCAAUUGAUGAUAAUCCAUUAGAAGAUGAAGAAUGGCCUAUUCUGCAUAGAAAUAAUAAUUUUCAGAAUUUCUUUUACGCCCUCCUUGUAUUAUUUCGAUGUGCUACAGGAGAAUCAUGGCAAGAAAUUAUGAUGGCUUGUAGAGAAGGUCAAAAAUGCUCUAAAGAUGCAGAUGAAACAGAGGUCAAUGGAUGCGGAUCCAAGUUGGCUUAUGCCUAUUUUAUUAGUUUCCAUGCAAUUAGUGCAUUUCUAGUUAUCAAUCUCUUUGUGGCUGUCAUUAUGGAUAAUUUCGAUUACUUAACUAGAGAUUGGUCAAUUCUUGGACCACACCAUUUAGAUGAAUUUGUUACAAAAUGGGCAGAUUAUGAUCCGGAAGCAAAGGGAAGAGUUCGACACUUGGAUGUUGUUACUAUGCUUGGUAAAAUAAGCCCACCACUUGGUUUUGGUAGUAUGUGUCCACACACUAGAGCAUGUCAUAAACUGGUCAGAAUGAAUAUGCCUCUAAACAGUGAUGGGACAGUAUUUUUCAAUGCAACACUUUUUGCCUUAGUGCGAAGAAAUUUGAAGAUAAAAAUUCCUGGAGAUGCUGGAGAGAAAGAAAAAUCGCUGGAUCAAUUAAAUGAAGAACUACGUAUUGUAAUAAAGCGUAUAUGGAAACGAACAAGUCCAAAGUUAUUGGAUCAAAUUAUUCCACCAAAAGGUAGUGAUGUUGUUACUGUUGGAAAAUUCUAUGCAACUUUUCUCAUACAAAAUUGGUUCCGUGAAUGGCAAAAACGUAAAAUGAUUCAAAAGGAUACAAGAUAUAUUCCACAAAUAAUGGCUGGAGAUCGUGCAAUGCCUCAUCAACCUACUAUAGUUGGAUUUCCUAGACGUUGUUCUUCAGACCUGACUGGUGAUGAAAUUCAACGUCGACGAGGAGUAGAUAAGCGUGAUACAUCGGGUGGAAUUUUCGGUCGUACUCUAAGUGAAUGGACUAGACGCAGGAGUAGUAAACGUGUUACAGAUCGUCGAGACCAAAAUUUCAGUCAUAUAAAUGGAAUGUAUGAUAUGCCAGGAAAUCAUUUAAAAAAUGGUAUGGGAAUAUGGAAUGAUAUGCUUUCAAGUGCACAAGCUGGUAAAACUGCUCAUCCUGCUGUUGUUGCACUUAUGGAGAAAGAGAAAAAAGAUGCUGAGGCUAGGAAUAUUGCAAAUGUUAAUCGUCUACCCGAUGUACAUAAUGAUUCGUCAAAGUUAGACUAUGAUCCAGAAUCUGGAAAGUUGUUAAACAUUGCUGGUAAUAUGUUAGGAUUUUUAAACCCAGGAAAUUAUCGUUCCAAUGGAUUACCUCAGACAAAAGAUAGAACAAGUAAUACUCCAUCAGUUGAAGAUUUAAACAUGGCACGUAAAAUGUUUGUAGCAGCUAGGCGCGAAUCCCUUUUGUCAAAUAGAAAUGGGCCAUAUUUCUAAUCAAUAAAUCCAGUGAUUACUGGUUAUCACCAUUGGAAGAUAGCAAGAAACCAGAAUGUGUUGGUAAUAUAACACAAAAAUGAAUUGUCUUGAGUUAUUGCAUUUCUAGGUUUAAAAUUUAUCGUCUUUCACAGUGUAAUUUGCAUAUUCAAGUAAUCCUAUAAAUGUGAACAUAUGUAAUCAAAUAUUAUUUUAGCAAAUCCUAUCACAUAAAAUAGCAUAUGCAUAGGAAUAUUGUGCAAGUAACAGACCUAUUCAAAUUGAAUGCUUGUUUUGUUUUUUCAUAUUUAUUCCCUUGUAUCUUCUCUUCUGUUUAUCUGUGUGGCUCAAUCAAUUUAUGUCUCUCUGUACCAUAAUAUAUUCCAUUCUUCAUCAUCACUCAACUUUUUAAUUAUAUUUAAAUUAUGCCUGUCCUUUUUUUGUUGUUUGUACGUAUCAUUAGUGCAAAUCUUAUGUCGAUAAUUUAUCCGUAUCUACAUCCUCUCCUUUUGUACAGUUGUUAAUUAAGCUCUCACUCAAAUGCUUCAAUCUUUUUCUCCCACAUCUUAAAAACAGACUUUAUGUAACCCCCAUAACCCUGUUUCUGCUAGUUUUACAACACUGAAGGAAGAAUUCAUAUUCAGUAUGAAUUAUAAGCAAUUUCUAAUUUUAAUCAAACAUUAAAAAAACCGGAAUCAUGUGAAUAAAUCAUUGUAGAAAUGUAUAAACUUACACAAAUAUUAGUUUGCGUUGUUUAACCCCUUUCCUUGCCCACUUAUUUUACAAUCUAUUGCUAGAAAUAAACGUUGACCCUGUAUUAUUCUAUUAAGUAUCUGUAAAUCCUGUUAAUACUGCUCAUAAGUAGUUGUUCACUGAAGUGUUAACAAUUGUUUAAAAAGAAUAGCUGAAAAAUUAUUUGUUUACCCAUUUAUUUGUAUUGAUAAUCAGGCAUGUAAGCAUGU
Molecule: messenger RNA, 6426 nt
Organism: Trichobilharzia szidati
Lineage: Eukaryota; Metazoa; Platyhelminthes; Trematoda; Strigeidida; Schistosomatidae
Source: the annotation of a GenBank genome assembly